CCUCUUCGGCCUCCUCUGUAGGCGAUAGGAACGAUAUGGGCGACAUGGAUGGCGUUCAAGCUAAUGCCGGAUCUCCACUGGAUGCCCCCUCCACAGGAAACCAUCAAGCUAACAAGAGGUAUGUCGGAGUCCCUGUCCAAAGGAAAUGCUACCCGUUAAUUAUAUUCUGCUCUAUCAAGAUUCUUCUCUGCUUUCAAGACCAUGGUAUUCUUUGUAAUUAUCUUCUGUGGUUGGUUCUUGAUGGGUAUCAUGAGAUACACUGCUCAGCAGAAGCAGAUCACAGACCUAUCAGACGCAGCACUUCCAUGUGCCCCCGUCGAAUUCACCUCCUGGGAAGUGGACCGACGAACCCACGAUCCCUACGCGCAGCUAUCCACUUGGGGUUUGCAGUUCGCCCAUUUUCAGCUUUUUGGCAAUAAACAGGCUGGCAAUGCCUUCUUCACCAUCACCAAGGGCCUGGACCUUGACGAUAUGAUCGCAAGCGUGGUCCAGGUACAAGCUCGAUUGAACGACCUCGACAUUGAUACCUUCAACUGGAUCUUCUUCGACUCCCACCAAUUCCCGGCUGAUUUUCAAGCUGCUGUCACUAGGGCUUCGGCCAUGCCGUGUUUCUUCAAGGUCAUCCCGGAGGACCCCCGUGUAUACACGCAGUCCAAUACUAGCUAUAAAUUAACAGAUGCCAGCAGUGUUAAUACGGCGUCAUCCCCGAAAAGGAAGGAGCACAGCCAAGGCUUCAGCAAGAUAGUUCUAGAGAAACAUCUUGCAGGAUAUCAUCAGCUAUGGCAGGUCCAACCAGCUCCCGGAUCCCCUCGAACGUUCAGUCAUGGAUGGAGUCCAUCAACCUCAGAUAGAAUCACCACCUUCUUCGACAGUAUUCAACCUACUCACUCCCCCCAGGAAGGCGUCGAGAAUUCCCUCCAUCGCCACAGGACGUUGCGAAAACAGCGUCACGGUCAGAGCUUGUGGUCCGAAACUGGAACUUGGUUGUUCAGAAACAUACAAGCGAAACCUGAGUGCCCCAUUAACGCACUUCAAAUUCGAGGGUAUCCCGAGGCUCGUAUCUGGUAUCUUAACGACGUUGGUUAUGCUUAUAGUACUUACGAACAAAGCACAUCCCGGAGACAGCUAAUGCUCGAAGCACCAGAGAGUACCCGUGAGCUUGGGGUGGCUGAUCAGCAAGCCGACAUCGCAACCCUCGAUACGCUUGAGAUCCAGACCCUAGUCUUUGGGCCUUGCGACACAUUCUCCCACCAGCACCAUCAAUGGGAUAUGAUUGCCAAAGACUUGGAGCGACAGGGGGCAGUUCCUGGUCUCCGUAGUGGCCGUACUACCGUGGGCAGCGAUAAAACUAACUCCACACAGUCCAGGGCAAAAUGUUAUAGCCCAUGGCACCUCUUGGAUUCCACCGCCACGCAGAGUAUCUCUCUAGGAUUUAUGGUGACUGCAGCAUUCCUGGUGGCUCAUUGGAUAACCAACUCCGAGAAGAGCGCGUCGCGCGCUUUCACCUAUCAUACCACCAUUCGUUUUACUGCGUGUUCUGCCAUCAUUUGGGUCUUAGGAAAGCUAUUGUCUUGGCUUCAAGUCGGUAACGAUAAGCUAUAUCUGCCCAUCCAGCUCGACAUGGGUGCAGAGUAAGGCGGCACUUCAACUAGUAAGGUGAGAUGAUUCCGGCAGCUAAGGUUCCAUUUUUGCCCCUUCUUGAGCUAUCUGUUGCGUACGGCCAACAGAUGACAGAUCUACCACUGCAUCACAGAUCCCCCCAAUUCGGAAUCCCACGGAUAAUCAUGGAUUGUCCAAUCAGCCUAAGCAUAUAACGAUGCUCGACUUUCGACACAUUGU
This is a messenger RNA of Durotheca rogersii, 1839 nucleotides long. RefSeq lists its product as uncharacterized. The record is from RefSeq and is a predicted model, not a curated record. The transcript is spliced from 3 exons. Lineage: Eukaryota; Fungi; Ascomycota; Sordariomycetes; Xylariales; Xylariaceae. Bases 202 to 1635 code for a protein of 477 amino acids.